Molecule: messenger RNA, 1161 nt
Organism: Sitophilus oryzae (rice weevil)
Lineage: Eukaryota; Metazoa; Arthropoda; Insecta; Coleoptera; Curculionidae
Exons: 4
Coding region: 1-1161 (386 amino acids)
Cellular component (GO): nucleus
Molecular function (GO): DNA binding
Source: RefSeq, a predicted model, not a curated record
AUGGCUACCGAGGACUGGUUCAGCAGAUUUAUGAAACGACAUCCACAGCUCUCGUUACGGUGCGCACAACUAACUAGUUUAUCUCGUGCGACUAGUUUUAACGAAGCCAAUGUUAAUUGUUUUUUUAAUAAUCUGGAAAAAGUUAUGGACAAAUACAAAUUCGAACCUAAAGACAUAUACAACGUGGAUGAGACGGGCAUCACCACAGUCCAAAAACCAAAUAGAAUUGUGACUAAAAAGGGAACACGACAAGUGGGAGAAUUGACGUCCGCCAAACGUAGAACAUUGGUCACGUUAACCUGCGUGGAACAUUUUAUUCGGGAUGGGCCAAUUGGAAGCACUGGCACCGGAAACGCAAGUGGUUGGAUGCAAGACACUGAAUUUCUAAAAUAUUUACAUUUCCAAAAAUAUGCAUCUGCAACUAUCGAUCACAGAGUUCUCCUACUUCUAGACAAUCAUGCGUCUCAUAUUUCUAUUCAAGCCCUGGACUACUGCUCUGAGAACGGUAUAGUGGUAUUGUCUUUCCCGCCUCAUUGUUCACACAACUUACAACCGCUAGACCGUUCUGUGUAUGGGCCUUUAAAGAAGGCAAUUAAUUCUGGCUGCGAUGCAUGGAUGCGAAGUAACCCAAGGAAAACAAUGACGAUAUAUAAUAUCCCAUCCAUAGUAACUACAGCCUUUCCGAUGGCGCUGACAUCAAGUAAAAUUCAGGCAGGCUUCAGGUGUACGGGAAUAUUUCUCUUUAAUAGACAUAUAUUUACCGCCAUAGACUAUGCACCCUCUUACGUGACAGAUCGGCCUGCAGCAGCGGCUGAGCUAAGAAAAGAUGAAGUUAAUAAGGCAAAUCCAGAAAAUGUAGAAAAUGACCCUACAACACCUGACGAAGCGAGAAAUAAACAUGAUGAAACUCCGUCACCGAUACCAGUUUCAGAUGAACCUGUAGCGUCAACUUCAAGACUUCAGAAAUUUGCACCGGAGACCAACUCGGAUGAAGAUCGAAAUUAUUCCAUCUCAUCAGAUAGCCAGGAUAGUACUUCCGAAAGUUCAGGUUCAAAUCCGCCAAAAGGAAAGAAAAGAGAGAAACGUCAAGCUGAGUGGAAACGUUCGAAAAUGAAAACUGCAAGGAACACGGGAAAAGAAUACGUUGACCGCAGGGAAUAA